Molecule: messenger RNA, 1884 nt
Organism: Haemorhous mexicanus (house finch)
Lineage: Eukaryota; Metazoa; Chordata; Aves; Passeriformes; Fringillidae
Gene: MOSPD1
Product: motile sperm domain containing 1
Exons: 6
Coding region: 210-860 (216 amino acids)
Cellular component (GO): cytoplasm
Source: RefSeq, a predicted model, not a curated record
CGCGGCGGCGGCGGCCGGUCGGUCGGUCCCAGCAGCCCCAGCGCUGCCCGCAGUGACGGGCGGACAAAGGGGCGCCGCGCCAGCCCGCACCAGCGGCCCCGGGCGGAAUUGCCAAAAUGCUUUGGAAUUCUUAAACGAUUCAAAAGCUGAAGUCUCUGAGGAUACAAAAGCAUAAGAACACAAGAAGCAGCAAGGAGGAUUCAGUGCCAAUGCAGCAACAAAAAAGACAGCCAGAGUUAGUGGAAGGAAAUCUUCCUGUUUUUGUUUUUCCUACAGAACUUAUAUUUUAUGCAGAUGACCAGUCAACACACAAGCAGGUGUUGACUCUAUAUAACCCCUAUGAGUUUGCCUUAAAAUUCAAAGUUCUUUGUACAACUCCAAAUAAAUAUGCGGUGGUGGAUGCUACUGGUGCAGUGAAGCCUCAGUGCUGUGUUGAUAUUGUGAUUCGUCACAGAGACGUUCGGGCUUCUUACUAUGGUGUCAUAGAUAAAUUCCGUCUCCAAGUGUCUGAGCAGAGCCAGAGGAAAGCAUUAGGGAAAAAGGAAAUUAUUGCUACUCUGCUUCCAUCUGCAAAGGAACAACAACAACAAAAGGAAGAGGAGGAAAAACGAAUAAAAGAACACCUGGCUGAAAGUGUCUUUUUUGAGCAGACUUUGUGUCAACCAGAAAACAGAACUGCCUCGUCGGGACCUAGUUUACUCACAGUCUUCCUUGGAGUGGUGUGUGUUGCAGCACUAAUGCUACCUACAUUGGGGGAAAUGGAAUCCCUGGUGCCUCUCUACCUCCACUUAAGUGUGAAUCAAAAGUUAGUAGCUGCUUAUGUUUUAGGUCUCAUCACCAUGGUUAUUUUGAGAACAUGAGCAAUGAGUUCAUAGGAUGUCAAACACCUUACUGUAUAUUCACAUCAUGAAUGUGGACUGCCUUUUACUCCCAUUUGGCUCAUUAAGAUGCUAGCAAAACUGUUCAGUGAUUUAAGAUACCUUCAGAAGUGUAAUAUAUUUUAACUGUGUAUAAUAAAUGAAAGACUCAAAGCACUUGGCGGUGCUUCUGUAACAGACAGCUACGAAAUGUUCAGUGAUACCUGUGAAAAUAAUUUGAAAAAACUUUUAUAUCUAUGCCUACUGUAAAAAAUCCUUAUUAAAACAACAUUUGUUAUUUUUAGUCUAUGUUCACAUCAGUGUGUGAUCACUAUAAAAGCAAACUGUCUUCUGUAAAAACGCUCAUUUGGUUUGUGGUUGUACCUGCUGAGGCUGGCACAUAACACUUCUGUAUAUACAUACCAGAGGGGUGAGAGUUGUGACUGAUCAUUGAAGAAAAUGAAAAAUCCCAUCAGUGGAACUAUGAAAUAAACCAUGAAUUUUAGGUGAAGAAGUAAUUCUCAAAUUUCUUACUUCAUCAUUACCAAUAUAUCGUUGAGUGCUCAUUUUCUUACCUGGGGAAAUAAUUUCUUGCAACAGUCAUUUUGUACCACAAUUACUAGACAAUAAAACCAAGUUCUGUAAUCAGAUCCUUAAUUUCUUAGGGAUGCAUGGAAGUGGCAUUAAUGGAAGCUGAACUCGUACUAAUACAAAAUUAAUCAUUUUCUCUAUUUUAGAGACCAAACUAAGUGAAAUAGCAAAGGCAUUCUCUACAUCUCUCCCCACACAGCUACCACAGGAACUUCUUUUCUAUCAGAAACUCCUGCUUAAAUGCCAGUUUCAUAUUUGAGGUGAACAUUAAUCUUGUUUCAUACAACAAGUAUUUCCCUUUAUUUGACAUUUCAUUGUCGAGAUGUUAAUUCUAAAAGGGCAGCUAUUACUGCAUUGGAUUCAUACAGACAAAUCUUUGUUUGUAAGAAGUCUAUAGAGUAUGCUCUGAUAUGAAUAAUAAAGUUUGAAAAUCAAA